UUUAGACAGGUGAAUGAGACGUUGUUGUUUUGUUUUUUUGUUUUUAUACACAUAUUUACGUCAAUGUUGUCAGAAUGUAUUAGUUUUGAAUUCGCUACGUACGUUCCACGUCGGUCACCUCUGGCCGCACCGCUGUUGUCAUGGAGAUAGCUGUAGGGGACUAAGCUAGCGGUUUCGUUGCAAACGCCGGAAACCGGAAGCACAAGGCGGAAGCAUGCGAAGAGUGAGCCGGCAGUCCUGCGAGGAGGGUCCGCUGCUGGAGGAGCAGGAGACGGAGGGCCAGCGGCAGCUGCACAGCCUCCUGCGGCAGCAGCUCCACACGGACGUCGACAUAGAGCGAUGUGUUGCCAAGAGGCAGUGCUUCGCGCCGUCGGCCCUCUACCGGCCGUUCGGGGAGCAGGCGGCUGGCGUGAGGAGCCUGUCCCAGUUCCAGGCCCUGCAGGACAGGGAGAGGGAGCUGGCCAGUCUGCGGGAGCUGGGCCUCACAGAGGCCGAGAUCAAGCUGUGGCGGAGCAGAGACGCACCAGAGGCGGAGGAGAAGUCCCAUGGAGUGUGCGCGGCUCCGGGGGCGAGGCAGCAGCGCCUGCGGGUGAUCACGGACAAGAUUGACGCCAGGGAGGAGCUCCUGUCCCGGCCGCAGCGCUUUGCCAGCAGCCAACCGCUGUCACGUCGGGAAAUGGAGAUUGAACGGGCGCUGUUCCAGGGAACCGAUCGCCUGGGCUUCCUCGCAGCGCUCUACCAUCGAGAUGAAGAUAACCAGGACGGCCAGCAGGGGGUGGCGCCCUCCGAUCCGAUGGACACUCUCUACAGAGAUGUUCUCGGCGAGGAGAGACCACGAGCGUCGCCACGGGACUCCGGGGAAGAACCGAACGCGGCAUCACAAAUGUCUAGACACAGAACUGUAUCCGACCAAUCGCGAACCCGGCAGAAAGACGACGGCCAAUCGUCGUCUUUCUGCGUGUCUUCACCUAGUGUCACCUGGACACUAGGUGAAGUCAUGAAAGAGCAUCGAUCAGACCGGUCCAGUGCAGAUACCUCAGACCAGCAACAUAGACAAGAGGAGCAGAGGCGACCAACUGCCCCAGCAAAGGUAGAGAUAAAUCAGCCAAUCGGCAGCCUGUGUGGAGCGGGGAAGGCAGGGUCAGCAGGACCACUGACUCUCAGAGGGGAGAUAAAGACGAUCACAGACGAGGAGAUCCUGCAGAACCGCGAAUCUGAGGAAGGGAUCCGGAGCAUUGCAAGGUUCCGGAACUACCAGCCAGGAAAACCCUCCAAGGUGCUCUGCGUGAAGAACCUGAGUGCACAGGCGUCCGUGGCCCAGCUGGUGGCGCUGUUCUCCCGGUUCGAGCCGGAGGACGGGCCCCCGGUGGUUUACCGCCUGCUGACCGGACGGAUGAAGGGUCAGGCCUUCGUCACGCUGCCAGAUGCCGAUGCGGCCCAGAAUGCCUUGCUGUUGAUCCAUGGAUACCGGUUGCUAGGGAAGCCUCUGGUGGUGGAGUUUGGCCGAGAGAAGGAGAAGGAAGAGCAGCAGGAGAAGAAAUAAGAAGAAAGUAAAACAAUCUUUAAUUAGUGACAAAAAUAUAUUAUUUAUUUUUUUA
Molecule: messenger RNA, 1598 nt
Organism: Scophthalmus maximus (turbot)
Lineage: Eukaryota; Metazoa; Chordata; Actinopteri; Pleuronectiformes; Scophthalmidae
Gene: rbm41
Product: RNA binding motif protein 41
Exons: 7
Coding region: 215-1543 (442 amino acids)
Biological process (GO): mRNA splicing, via spliceosome
Cellular component (GO): U12-type spliceosomal complex
Molecular function (GO): U12 snRNA binding; pre-mRNA intronic binding
Source: RefSeq, a predicted model, not a curated record